Molecule: messenger RNA, 1701 nt
Organism: Talaromyces marneffei
Lineage: Eukaryota; Fungi; Ascomycota; Eurotiomycetes; Eurotiales; Trichocomaceae
Exons: 7
Coding region: 1-1701 (566 amino acids)
Biological process (GO): transmembrane transport
Molecular function (GO): transmembrane transporter activity
Source: RefSeq, a predicted model, not a curated record
AUGGGUCUGGGAAUCUUGGACGAUAACAAGUUGGAUCAUGUUCCCGGAACAUCCUACGUCAAUGAGAACACAGAUCUUACAGAAACACCAUCAAACCAACAACCAUGGCUGAAAUACGAUCGCUCUGGUCCAGUUCCUAUCCUCCUCAUUCCGCAACCCAGCGAUGACCCCUAUGAUCCUUUAAACUGGCCAUUAUGGCGCCGCGACCUAAUCCUCGGCAUCCUCUCCCUUGUCGCGGUUAUCUGCGCCACCAUGAGCCCCAUCAUGGCCGCCAACACCGUCACCAUCGCCCUCGUCUUUAGAAAAGACUUUACGCAGGUCGCCUUGUUGACCGGUUAUCAUCUUCUUGGGGUUGGUCUGGCCGGCAUACUAUGUGUACCCACGGCAAGGAUAUGGGGCAAGCGCCAUUUGUUUAUAAUUGGCAAUGUAUUGAUGAUCGUCAGUACUGCGUGGGCAGGGGGAAGUACAGGGAAUUGGCGGAGUUUGGUGGCUGCGCGAGUCUUUCAGGGGUUUGCGCUGGCGCCUUUUGAGGCUUUGGUGAAUGCUUGUGUUGGGGAUUUGUUCUUUAUGCAUGAACGCGGAAAACGGAUGGCUUUUUCGAACGUUGCUCUUUUCGGCGGUGCUUUCUUGACUCCAGUCGUUGUUGGAAAGAUGACGGCGACGUUAGGAUGGCAGUGGUCGUUCUAUUUUGUUGCUAUCUUCACUGCGGCUGCAUUGCCGUUUGUGUUCUUUUUCGUCCCGGAAACUGCAUAUCGCCGGGCUAAGAAUUUGAAUAUGGACUAUUCCAGCGAUGAUUCUACAGAUGAUGGACAUGGCUCUCAGACGGAUAUUACCGAUUCGACGUCGCGGUCGCCUGGCAACAAUUCUGAGUCUGUGCAAGAGAAACCACAUCCACCGGAGCCGGAAAAUGAGGUUACAUCAAACACUACAAAUGCGCAAUACUCGUACUGGCGAACACUCAGACUUUUCAAUGGGAGAAAAACAGAUGAGAACUUUCUCAAAUUGUUUCUCCGGCCGUUUCCGCUGUUCCUCCAUCCCGGAAUUCUUUGGGCCUGCUUGACACAAGGCGUGCUGAUCGGAUGGACGGUAUUCAUCGGUGUUGUCCUGGCAGCUGUAUUCCUCGGCCCGCCGUUGUGGUUCGAUCAAGUAAAAACUGGCUAUCUAUACACCGGAGCCUUCGUUGGAUCAAUACUAGGCUUAGUAUUUUCUGGUCUUUUGUCUGACUGGAUCAACAAGCGCAUGAUCAAGCUCAACAAAGGCACCUACGAGCCCGAGUUUCGAAUAAUUCUUGUGUUUUUUCAAUUACUGUUCAGUGGCAUUGGACUUUACGGGUUUGGUAUCACUGCAGAGAACGUCAAACGAUACGGCUGGCUUAUCCCAGAUGUAUUUUUUGCGUUUGUUGUCAUGGGAAUGGUGAUGGGCGCCGUUUCGAGCUCAUUAUAUAUCGUGGAUGCACACCGUCAAAUUGCGGUCGAAGCGUUCACAUGCAUGCUAUUUUUCAAGAACAUCUUUAGUUUUAUCCUCACCUUCUUUGCGUACGAUUGGCUCGUCGUCAAGGCAGGCUCACGCGCUCCGUUUCUUGCCAUUGGCUCAAUUCAAGUUGGCAUCUGCCUGCUGGCGAUACCCAUGUACAUUUUGGGUAAACGAAACCGAUCUUUUUUUGCACGACAUAAUAUUCUGAAAGCGCUUCAUCUGUGGUGA